Messenger RNA from Schistosoma bovis, 1369 nucleotides. NCBI's taxonomy places the organism in Eukaryota, Metazoa, Platyhelminthes, Trematoda, Strigeidida, Schistosomatidae. The record is from the annotation of a GenBank genome assembly.
UCGAGCUAGUAUUCAAUUUGUGCGUACUAUGAUUGUCAAACCUGGUUAUCUAUGAUCACAGGACAUCACCGAACAAAUAGUUUCCUUUUCUUGUAUAAAUUUCGCCGUUUGGUUUCAUCUCAAACACAUUAUGAUACGUUAGGAAUUAAAAAAUCCGCCUCGUAUAGUGAGAUUCGUUCAGCUUUUAUCGAACUAUCAAAAAAAUAUCAUCCUGACAAAAAUGACGGUGAUAUUGAGACGUUUAAAAGGAUCAACGAAGCGUACUCUGUUCUCUCUCAAGAGAGAAGUAGACGAAUUUACGAUUCCUCUUUAGCAUCAAGAGCUAAACCAUUAUUUACUAACUCGCCAAAUGAGUAUGAUGUUUCAGAUUGGGAACGUAAUUAUAAUUACCACUUACGUUCUCUGCGUUUUGGGGAAAAUAAACGCCACACUAAAGGGAACCCUAAUAUAUCACGAUCGAUUUUCAUUUCAACCAUACUAUUAGCAGCAUUCAUCUACUUUAUUUCCAUAUAUAAAUUUAUUAAAAAUUGCUUAUAUAUACUGGUGUUGGUAAGUAGAAGAAACUUGGUUUUGCAACUUUAAUAUCUGUACGUGUCUUAGCCACGAUAAUGAGUUACAGCUUUUCAAAGUUCUUAUCAUGUUUAUCUUUUAUGGUUAAGAAAGCAAUACACUUUUUUGUUUAAUAUAGUGAGAACCUCCUCAUUUGAGUAGGAUAUUUGGUUAGUACACAAAGUGGUUGACUAACCCCAUUGUUUCUGUAUGAGUUAGGUUAAAAACUAGUUGUGAGGAGAAAACAUUUAAGUUAAUACACAUCAGCUGUGGCUAUCGACUCACAGUUUCGAUAUUAUUUUAAGUAUUUUUAUUAAAGAAACUAAAAGUACGUAAAUAUAAUCUACCUGUGGACCCCUAUACAAGGUAACUCUCAAGCCUUCAUGUUAGGAAUACGCUAGUCAGGCACUUUAGGAAGUGGAAAUGUAUCCUAUGUCCGUAUAUCUGGGAAUUUGCGGUAAUACAGUUCGUUUUUCUUUUCUGUAGCAUCUGUCGUCGUGAAAUUCAUCACAAUAAAUAAUCACCACUGUCAGAAGAAUAGUCAGUCAACUGUAAUUUCCUUGUGAUUUUCGAAUUUUCGACAGUAAUUUCAUUUCACGAUACAGCCUGUAAACUUUAGAAGUUGUUAUAACUAAUCUGAAUAAUGCUAACUGAACUGUAAAAAAUAUUUGUGAAACUUGAGGUAGUCCCGAACGUUAUUAAGACUCUGGUCGUUAAAUGAUGUAUAUACUGUUUCUUGUCUAUACAAUAUUUGAAUUUUUCUCCAGGAUAAAUUAUAUAUUUUAGUGGUUACCGUCCAACCCAGACGGCGUAAAAUCAG